AUGGAAGCCGACAUCGCUUCCAGGUACGAGAUUCCCCGGACCGCUCAGUUCCUCCGCGCCGGCGUCUACACCAGGGUCGCGCUCCAGUUCCCCGACGAGAUGCUCAAAGACGCCGCGGCGGUGGCGAGGGCGCUGCGGCGGGAGCUUGCCUCCGGCGGCGCCGGUGGUGGAGUCAGGGUGUUCGUGAUGGCCGACACGGCGUACAACUCCUGCUGCGUCGACGAGGUGGGCGCGUCCCACAUCGAUGCGCAGUGCGUCGUCCACUAUGGGCACGCCUGCAUGAUGAGCCCAACAUCAAAUUUGCCAGCUUUCUUUGUAUUUGGGAAGGCACAGUUGGAUAUCCCCGCAUGUGCCAGCACAUUGCUUGAGUGCUCAAGAAAAAGCAAUAAGCGCAUUCUGGUUUUGUAUGGACUAGAGUACGCAUAUGCAUUGGAUGAUCUUAGACGAGCUUUCAUGGAGUCAUGUAAAUCAAAUUCUGGCAAUCCUGAAGUCCAGUAUGCAGAAGUUCUGUGUUCAGUUAUGAGUCCAUCAAGUACUACAGAAGAAAACACAAUUCCUCAGUCGAGUGGCACCUCUUGUAACGGAGAUAUCACAAGAAACAGCGAUGUAGCAACAUUCCUGGACAAUCGUUAUGGCAUGAAAUGUUCCAGUUCCACACAAAAGUACAGCCUUGGUGGCAUUACAUGGAAUAUUUCAGUUGAUGAGAAAAUGGAGGACUAUUUGAUAUUUUGGAUUGGACAAGAUAACUCAGCAUUUGCCAACAUAGUCCUUACCUUCAAUGAAUGUGAAAUAGUUAGAUAUGACGCAAUAGAAAAUCAACUCACAGCUGACAUCUCUCAUCUGAAGAAAAUUCUUAGGCGAAGAUAUUACCUUGUGGAGAAGGCGAAGGAUGCAAACAUUAUUGGCAUUUUGGUGGGAACUCUGGGUGUUGCUGGUUAUCUUCAUAUAAUCGAACAAAUGAAAGAACUGAUCAAGGCCGCUGGAAAGAAAUCUUAUACAUUGGUCAUGGGCAGGCCUAAUUCUGCAAAACUUGCGAAUUUUCCAGAGUUCGAAGUUUUUAUUUAUGUUUCUUGUGCCCAAACCGCUCUGCUGGAUAGCAAGGAUUUUUUAGCUCCAGUUAUUACACCUUUUGAAGCUGUACUAGCUUUUGGCAGGGGAAGAGAGUGGACUGGAGAAUAUCUUUUGGAUUUCAAGGAUUUGAUCACUUUAGAGAAACAAGAAGUUGCGAGCACAACAGAAGAAGCACGUUUUUCUUUUAUCAAAGGUGUCUAUGUGGAAGAUAAUUGCCCCCAAGAAAAUGAGGAGCAAUCAGAAACGUCUCUCGCACUGGCUGAGGUAACAGAAAAGGCACUAAGCAUCCAAAACCAGCACAAUGACGCUGUCCUUUACCAAGGAAGAGCAAUGUCCUCAAUCGACUACCUCAAGGCACGUUCAUACCGUGGUCUAACUGGAGAAUAUGAAGGUCCAGUGCCAAAUUCAAUCUUGAUAGGCAGAACGGGCAGGGCGGCUGGUUACAGUGAUGAGAAAACCGAGACCACACAAUGA
Miscanthus lutarioriparius is the source of this 1545-nucleotide messenger RNA. The record is from the annotation of a GenBank genome assembly. NCBI's taxonomy places the organism in Eukaryota, Viridiplantae, Streptophyta, Magnoliopsida, Poales, Poaceae.